Molecule: messenger RNA, 1889 nt
Organism: Hemiscyllium ocellatum (epaulette shark)
Lineage: Eukaryota; Metazoa; Chordata; Chondrichthyes; Orectolobiformes; Hemiscylliidae
Gene: tmem130
Product: transmembrane protein 130
Exons: 8
Coding region: 60-1364 (434 amino acids)
Source: RefSeq, a predicted model, not a curated record
AUGAAAACCUCAGGGGGGUGAGAGAGUGGCAGAGACAGAGAGCACCCAGGCUGUGAGCCAUGACUUCUCUCGAGCUCUUACUGUUGUUGAACACCGCAGUAUUAUCAGGGAUGUGCUUGCAGUAUGAGCUGGUAUUGAAUAAUGAUGGGCCCAUCAGCACUGGUGCCCAAGGGACAGUGGAGGCCAGGCUGGUGCCCAAGCCUGAGAGCAAGCAGGAGCAGCUGGAACCACAACAUUACUCUUUCCACUGGAACGUGGAGAACCCCCUCACCAUUGUACAGAGUUCAGAGCAGGAACUCCUCUCAUCCAUCACGGUCCAUAGCCUGGCCCCGAAGCUGUACGCUAUCAGUGCUUGGGUGACCCGAAGGGGCUGUUCGUGGUGUCCCCAGCUCGCUCACGGCUCCACUGAACUCCUGGUGACAGACUUUGUGGUGGGAACUCUAUCACUGAAGCAGCCAAAUAGCAGUACCACUUUCUCAAGAAAGGGCUAUGAGCUGGCCACCAAGACCCAAACACAGAUCUCAUUCAUCCUCUACGAUCCAAGCGAUUACUUUGACACUGCUUCAUUUCGUUACUUCUGGUACUUUGGUGACGGGGAGCGAAUGGUCACAAAUAAAUCUUACGCACUUCACAUCUAUCCAACACCAGGGACUUACCAGCUGCAUGUUGAUGUCCUCGCAAACCUCAAUGACUCUCAACAAAGGACUGGAAUUUAUGGUGCUUCACUGAACCUUCUAGAUACAAUCAAAAACAUUGAAGUCAAGAGUCUAGAUGACAUCCAUGCAGACCACAGAAAGACUUUUUACAUAUAUGUUAAUGGCAGUCCUCCACUCAAGAUCUGUUGGCUUGUUUCUCGGAGCUGCGUCUCAGUCAUUGAUCGCUCGUGUGAUCUCAUGGAGCUGCCCAGCUCAACCGUCUCCAAUGUGAGCUACAUCUUCAGGGAUCUGGGACCAUACACCUUCAACGUGAGGGCUGAGAACAGUGUGAGCAGCCUGCAGGCAUGCUAUAAAAUAACGACCUGGAAAAGCGGUAUCCAUCCAGUGUGGUUCAUUGUCCCAUGUGUAACUCUGUUCACCAUCAUUCUCCUCUUUGUCCUGUCCAUCAUCAUGAGAAAGGGCAGUGCUCAGAAAGAUUCCAUUGAGGUAGCGGAUUUUGAUUUCUCUCCAAUGUCAGACAAGUCUGUGAAGGAAGCUUGGGCUCCAUCUCGAGGGACCGUUCACCUCUGCUGCAUCCCCUGUGGCCAUCGGAAGCACAAGUCACACAGCCUCAGUCGAAGAGAAGUCCAUUCGCUCCUGAAAUUCAGUCACACCCAAAUCCAGGUUUACAGCCAAGGACCUGGAAUGUGCUCCUCCAGUCCGCUAUGAAGUCACUUUGUUUUACUUUGCUGAACAAUCUUUAUCAAGUGCCAGACAUGGAUUAAACUACUGAUAGGUGUGUGCCCUCCAUUUCAGUACAGUAUCAAGGAUGUGCUGCCCUGCUGGAGAAGCCAACUUUCAGAUGGAACUUUAACCUGAAACACUGUUUGCUCUGUCAGGUGCUGGGGCACUAUUUUGCAGAACAGCAGAGGGUUACUCUGUGGUGUCCUAGACAAUAUAUAUCCCUUGGCCAGUACUGAAUAAAGAAAAUCUGUACAUUGUCAAAUUAAUGUCUGUUAGAGCUUGAAGUGCAGUUUGGGCUGAUUGGCCAUAGGAAAUGCAGGGUUAUGGGGCAGGGUUCUCAGUUUGGGUGGGAUACUUUCUGUAGGGUUGGUGUAGUCCUGAUGGGCUGAAUGGCCUCUUUCUGCACUGUAGGGUUUCUAUGAGUAUUCAAUGCCUUGUUUCCUACAUUAACAACAUGUCAAUAUGAUGUAAUUGACUGCAAAGCAGAUUGAGACAUGCUGAAGUUGUGAA